CGCAAGGCAUAUUUUCGGGCAGCCCAUAUCUGGCAGCGUGGGGUCCUUCGGGGUCCUAGGCAGGGCACGUGAGGGAGGAAGUGGCUCUGCCUGUCCGCGCGGCUUUCGCGUGUUUCUCAACAAGGAGCUAUGGGAGGUCUGGAGAAGAAGAAGUAUGAACGAGGCUCUGCCACCAAUUAUAUCACCCGAAACAAAGCCCGGAUGCCUGAUUUCAGGCGGCUGUGCAUUCUGAAAGGCAUUUAUCCCCAUGAGCCCAAGCAUAAGAAGAAAGUGAACAAGGGUUCCACGGCGGCCCGAACAUUUUACCUUAUCAAGGACAUUAAAUUCCUCCUCCAUGAGCCCAUUGUCAACAACUUCAGGGAAUACAAGGUGUUUGUUCGGAAGCUCCGAAAAGCAUAUGGGAAGAGCGAAUGGAAUUCUGUGGAGCGCCUGAAGGACAAUAAACCCAGCUACAAACUUGACCACAUUGUCAAGGAGCGGUACCCCACAUUUAUUGAUGCUCUGAGGGAUCUCGAUGAUGCCCUGUCAAUGUGCUUCCUCUUCUCCACCUUCCCACGGACGGGCAAGUGCCAUGUGCAGACCAUUCAGCUAUGUCGCCGGCUCAUUGUGGAGUUCAUGCACUACGUCAUCGCUGCCCGAGCCCUGCGCAAAGUCUUCCUGUCCAUCAAAGGCAUUUACUAUCAGGCUGAGGUGCUGGGGCAGCCCAUCGUAUGGAUUGCACCCUAUGCUUUCUCCCAUGAUCAUCCAACAGAUGUGGACUACAGGGUCAUGGCCACCUUCACUGAGUUCUAUACCACUCUUCUGGGUUUUGUGAACUUCCGCCUUUACCAGUCACUCAACCUUCACUAUCCACCCAAGCUAGAAGGUCAAGCCCAGGCAGAGACAAAGAUCAGUGAGGACACAUAUGCAUUGGAUUCUGAGAGCUCUAUGGAGAAACUAGCAGCGCUCAGUGCCAGUCUGGCCCGAGUGGUGGUGCCUAAUAUAGAGGAGGCUGAGGCCGAUGAGUUUCCUACUGAUGGGGAGGUGACAGCACAGGAGGAAGAUCGCAGGAAAGAGCUGGAGGCACAGGAAAAACAAAAGAAACUCUUCGAAGGCCUGAAAUUCUUCCUGAACCGAGAGGUGCCCCGUGAAGCAUUGGCCUUUAUCAUCAGGAGUUUUGGUGGGGAUGUGUCCUGGGACAAGUCUUUGUGUAUCGGAGCCACCUAUGACAUCACAGACUCCUGCAUCACCCACCAGAUUGUUGACCGGCCUGGGCAGCAAACCCCCAUCAUUGGCAGGCCAACAAGCUGGCAGAGAAAAGGAAAGCCCAUGAUGACACUGGGAGGUCUGAGAAAAAAGCCAAGAGGACAAGGCCUGUAUGAGCACCAGCUACCUCUCCCUGGGAGUUGGACAUGGCAGAAGCAAGCUAGUGCAACUCACGAGUACCAGCCCAACACCCUCAUACUUUUGGUGGUGUGUGACCAGCCCUAGCCUCCUAUGAAGUUCAUGCUGGUGUCUGGACUAAGAGGCCUCUACCCAGCCCAAUUCUUACUUCAGGAGUCUGACAAACAUCCUCAUUUUGCUUUGCUUUCCACAGCCUCCUACACAGCUGUGCCCGUAAUUCUCAGGAUGCUGUCUUGGAAUAAGGGUGGGGAGCUCUGAUUAAAUGGCUGGACUUUUGCAGUCAAUUGGA
Messenger RNA from Cricetulus griseus (Chinese hamster), 1672 nucleotides. NCBI's taxonomy places the organism in Eukaryota, Metazoa, Chordata, Mammalia, Rodentia, Cricetidae. The record is from RefSeq and is a predicted model, not a curated record.